CUCCCACCCCGGGAGCCCUGGACACCGGCUAGAGAGGAGCGCGUUACAGGGAAGAGGAGAGCUAAGCCAACAAGAAGACUGCAGAACUCCACCCGAGGCGGGGAGCGCGCCUGGAGGGCGGCGGCCCCCGGUCCGCGCCUCCCCUCGCCACGCCCGCAGGCCCCGGUCUGCGCGCGCCCACCGGGCCUGGCGCGCGAGUCCCACCCCUCGGGGGUCCAGGCCAAUCGGCCGCGCCCCGCCUCCUGGGAGGUGGUGGAAGAGGGGGUUGGGGGUCGGGGGGCAGCGCCCGCCUUCGGCUGGUGCCCAUUGGCUGAGACCUCGAGGGUGCCCGGAGACCGGAGUGCAGCUGGAUUGGCCGCGGAAGCUCGUGACAGCAGCGCCCAUUGGCUGUGGCGGCCCCCGUGACGCGGGGUGGCGACUGGCUCCGGUGUCUGAGGGGCUCCUGCUUGUCAGGUUCUAGCUCAUGUUUUCUGCCUAGACCUAUGAUCAUUCCCGUGAGACUUCAUUGCAUGUUUUCUCAAGUGUCUUCCUCAUCCCUAAUGCAUAAUCCUUCAGCAUGGACCUGCUGCUCUAGCUAAGAUACGGCCAGCAACGAAUAGUAGUAAGAUAUGUGCUGAUUAGAAGGCUCAAUUGUGCAAGUGUGGAGGAUAAGACAGUGCCUUACAAAAAUGGGGUUUGGGAGUGACCUGAAGAAUUCACAUGAAGCUGUGUUAAAAUUGCAAGACUGGGAAUUACGGUUACUGGAAACAGUGAAGAAAUUUAUGGCCCUGAGAAUAAAAAGUGAUAAAGAAUAUGCGUCUACUUUACAAAACCUUUGUAAUCAAGUUGAUAAGGAAAGUACUAUCCAAAUGAAUUAUGUCAGCAAUGUAUCCAAGUCUUGGCUACUUAUGAUUCAGCAGACGGAACAACUUAGUAGGAUAAUGAAGACACAUGCAGAGGACCUAAAUUCUGGGCCCUUACACAGGCUCACCAUGAUGAUCAAAGACAAGCAGCAGGUGAAGAAGAGUUAUAUAGGUGUUCAUCAGCAGAUAGAGGCAGAGAUGAUCAAGGUUACAAAGACAGAAUUAGAGAAAUUGAAAACCAGCUAUAGACAAUUAAUAAAAGAAAUGAAUUCUGCCAAAGAGAAAUAUAAAGAAGCUGUAGCUAAAGGGAAAGAAACUGAAAAGGCUAAGGAACGUUACGACAAAGCCACAAUGAAACUUCAUAUGUUGCAUAAUCAGUAUGUAUUGGCAUUAAAAGGGGCACAGCUUCAUCAGCAUCAGUAUUAUGACACUACACUUCCUCUGCUUCUGGAUUCCUUACAAAAGAUGCAAGAAGAAAUGAUAAAAGCACUAAAAGGUAUAUUUGAUGAAUACAGCCAGAUAACCAGUCUGGUUACAGAGGAAAUAGUGAAUGUCCAUAAAGAGAUUCAGAUGUCGGUUGAACAGAUAGACCCUAGCACAGAAUACAAUAAUUUCAUAGAUGUUCACAGAACAACGGCUGCUAAGGAGCAAGAAAUUGAGUUUGAUACUUCCUUACUAGAAGAAAAUGAAAAUCUACAGGCAAAUGAGAUUAUGUGGAAUAAUUUAACAGCAGAAAGUUUGCAAGUAAUGUUGAAAACUUUAGCAGAGGAACUUAUGCAGACACAGCAGAUGCUUUUAAACAAGGAGGAAGCUGUCCUGGAGCUAGAGAAGAGGAUUGAGGAAUCUUCUAAGACCUAUGAAAAGAAAUCUGAUAUUGUACUUCUGCUAAGCCAAAAACAGACACUUGAAGAGCUAAAACAGUCAGUCCAGCAGCUGAGAUGUACUGAGGCAAAGUUUACAGCACAAAAAGAAUUGCUAGAGCAAAAAGUGCAAGAAAAUGAUGGGAAAGAGCCACCUCCAGUAGUAAAUUAUGAAGAAGAUGCACGAUCAGUUACAUCUAUGGAAAGAAAGGAGAGGCUAUCCAAAUUUGAGUCUAUUCGUCAUUCAAUUGCUGGAAUCAUUAGGUCUCCAAAGUCUGCACUGGGCUCUUCAACAUUCUGUGAUACGAUCCCCAUAAUUGAGAAGCCUCUGGCAGAACAGGACUGGUACCAUGGUGCAAUUCCCAGAAUAGAAGCGCAAGAUCUGUUAAAACAACAAGGAGACUUCUUGGUGCGAGAGAGUCAUGGGAAACCUGGUGAAUAUGUCCUUUCUGUAUUUUCUGAUGGACAAAGGAGACACUUUAUCAUACAAUUUGUUGAUAAUAUGUAUCGUUUUGAAGGCACUGGGUUUUCAAAUAUCCCUCAACUUAUAGACCAUCACUAUACAACAAAACAGGUCAUCACUAAGAAAUCAGGUGUAGUUCUGCUGAAUCCUAUUCCUAAGGAUAAGAAAUGGGUUCUCAAUCAUGAAGAUGUCACAUUGGGAGAAUUACUGGGCAAGGGAAAUUUUGGUGAAGUAUUUAAGGGCAUAUUAAAGGAUAAAACUGCUGUUGCUGUUAAAACAUGUAAAGAAGAUCUUCCUCAGGAAUUGAAAAUAAAAUUUUUACAAGAAGCCAAAAUUCUCAAGCAAUAUGAUCAUCCCAAUAUUGUCAAACUUAUAGGAGUCUGCACACAAAGACAGCCCAUCUACAUCAUUAUGGAACUGGUUCCAGGAGGUGAUUUUCUCUCCUUUCUGAGAAAGAAGAAGGAUGAAAUAAAACUCAAACAAUUAGUGAAAUUUUCAUUAGAUGCUGCUUCUGGUAUGGCCUAUCUUGAGAGUAAAAACUGUAUACACAGGGAUCUUGCUGCAAGGAACUGCCUGGUAGGUGAAAAUAAUGUCCUGAAGAUCAGUGACUUUGGAAUGUCUCGUCAAGAGGAUGGUGGAGUGUAUUCAUCUUCUGGCUUAAAGCAGAUUCCCAUUAAAUGGACAGCACCAGAAGCUCUUAAUUAUGGGAGAUACAGUUCUGAGAGUGAUGUGUGGAGCUUUGGCAUCCUCCUCUGGGAGACCUUCAGCUUAGGGGUCUGCCCAUACCCUGGAAUGACAAAUCAACAAGCACGGGAACAAGUGGAAAGAGGAUAUCGAAUGUCAGCCCCUCAGCAUUGUCCAGAGGACAUUUUUAAAAUUAUGAUGAAGUGUUGGGAUUAUAAACCUGAAAACCGCCCCAAGUUCACUGAACUUCAGAAAGAGCUCGCUGUCAUCAAGAAGAAAAUCACAUAGUGACGGAACUGCAAACACAGCGUCCAGGACUCAGUCCUCCAGCAGAGUAAUACUGUUCUUCUUGUUAACAAUGAGUUUAUACCACAUUAUGUGCAACAGUCUUCUAAGGUUAUUUUUUUUUAUUAACUGUUUUUUUAAAUAUGUGCCGUUGAAAAAAGUCAAAUGCAUUCAAGAAACAGGUCGUCCUACCAAGGGCUUUCUUAGCUCACCACAGCAAUCCUGCCAUUCCAGCCCCUUGUAAAUAGAAAAGCACAGGCUCUAAAUGUGUUGGGGAACCAAUCUGUCUUUUUCACACCAGGACCACUGAUGUUUCUCAGAGAUUUUUUUUACUUCAGACCCAGUUCACAGCUGCUGUCCCAUGCCACAGACCCUACUCUAUCGGUGCUAUCAGCUGCAUUGGUAAUGCCAUGUCUGCAGGACGCAUUCCAACAAAGUUGGCUUUCUGCUCUGCCAAGGCAAGAGUGUAUUUGUAAACAUCAUUUUAUAUUGAGAAUUAUUUAGACCUUCUAGGGGUUUUCUUUCCUUCCUUGCCAGAAAUAAGCACAGUUUAAGAAUCCUCACAUUCCUGUCUUGUUAGUAAGGUUGUUGUUUUCCUCCCCUUUUGUCCAGGCAUCAAAAAAUGAUGCCUGGAAUGUCCUCAAAGAGCUCUUAAUGGAGGCCACAGCUUUUAAAGAAUGUUUCAGACAGCUGUGACGGCAAGAAGUAAGUUGGAACAGGAGGACGGUCUGGAGAGAGGGGCAGCUAGAGUCGGCAUCAAAGAGAAGGGAAGGAAAAUAGAAAAUCUGCUUUCUUACCAGAGUUAUGCCUUUACCCACACACACAUACACACACACACACACAGUUUCUAUUUUAUGAUCUGAUUCAUGAAAAAGGUUCUAAGAAAUGUUUCUAGGAGUUCAUAGAUAGAGUCUUCUCAGCAACAAAAAUUUUUUUAGAGAAACUCCAAAGCACAAGUCUACGGAAAUAACAACAUACUUUUAAGUACCUUCAUUUGAGAGGAGACAUCCCAGAAUUUAAUUCUGUUCAUUUUUGCCAGUUUCCAGAGCUGUCAGAAUUUCAUGAUCCUAGUUCAUAAACACAUUCAUGUGUGUACACACGUGGGCACGUGCUCACACACACACACCCACACAUAAUACUGAGAAACCAGGCAGGUAUGAAUGGAGUAAAUGGUUAAGAAGUCAAAUGAACAUUAUUACGGAAAAAGCUGUAGAAACGGCCCUCCUAUGUCCACUUUCCCCCUUCAUUUACUCUUACACUUAAGCUACCUGGAAAUUCUUGUUAUUAGCUGACCCAUAUGUGAGCACAGUUUAGAGAUGCUUCAUGUGAAUCAAAUGUAACAGAGUUUAAACUAGGAUUCUUUUUAGCUGAAUCUUAGCUUCAUCCAGGGAACUUACCCCAUGGUCUGUAUAUAGUUGCCUCUCAGGAUAGAUAUGUGUGUAAGAGAUGGUCAUGCUCAGGGGUAAACGUGGCCUGGGAGCUUUUAAUAAGUGCUCAGGCCUGUGUCCAAAUACCACAGUAGUGAUUAUUUGGUCUACAUUCAUUGGAAGAGCUUACGGGAUAGAAAAUUCCUCCUGCCCCCUCCACCUCUUUGCUGCCUAGGAAUAUCACUGCACACAACUCACACCCAGUACUACUUUCAAGAGUAUAUAGGAUAAUACCAAAGAGAAAAAUGCUUGUGUCUACCACUUCAAUCUCCUUGCAGGUUUCAUACACAUUUAAUGAUUACCACAUCCAGACUAAAAUGAAGGCAUAAUAAACUUGCCCACAAAAAAUAAUGCAAUGUACAAAGUAACUUUUUAAAAAAUCAGCAUUGUUUCCCUUCUGUCAAAUAUUACGAGUGAAUGAAACCUUCUUUUGACGGCAUGUACUGUGGUAGAUCAAAGCACAGACUCAUGAACUAAGAUUAAGAGCUCUGGUCUUCAGGUACUUACUUGCCUUCAAAAGCAAGAAUAAAAUGGGGACAUUUCCACCCUUUGCCAGUAUUUCCAAGUGCAACUCUAAUAUUCUUUGUUUAAAGAAAACAGCCUCCCAUCACUUGGCAGCCCCAAUGCUAAGCUCUCAGCAAACAGAGAAUGAUGGUUUGGGCUUUAACUUUGUGAACAAGACCUGAAGCUUAAUCUUUGCAUUCUGGUGGAAAGAAUGAACAUGGCAUUGAUGUUUCACUCAUCCCGACUAUUAGAAUUUGCAAUUCACGUCACAACUCUGUGCUUAAAUUAAAGAAGCUUUUCAAAACAUCGUGACAUCUGCAGCAUUUAAAUUCUAUUUUAGUCUUUGUCCCAAAGCAGGCAGUGGUAUAGUUCAGGAUUAAUAACUCACUGGGAGUCUUUCAGGACCAUAUCAGUUGUAUAGAAUAUUAAAUUUAAUAUAGGCACAUGCAUUAAGAAAAACUUAUGCAGACUAUUUUUUACUGUUAAUUUUGUUGUGCUUGAAGCACAAUUUAUUCAUCCCAUCUGUCACUGAUAAUUAUUGGAAUUGUAUACUUUAGGAGGCUGAUCCAUACCCGAAAAGCACACACACAAAUACUCUUCUGAAUUUGCAAGUUGAUGUAGGGAAAGACGGCUUCAGAAACACAUAAAAUCCUAUGACUUCUUUAGUAAGAAAACAGUGGUAACCCAAACUGCCACUGGUCUGAAUGUACGUCAGCCAGGUCACAAAUCUUUGUGUUGUUAAUGGAUUUUUCAAGUGUUGCAUCUAUUACUCCUGUAUAGUUUCUGUCAUAAUUCCUUAAAUUUAUGAAUACAGAAUAGGGCACGGGCAAACCCAGGCAGCCUGAUUCUCACCUGCAUUUUUCUAUCUUGAAUCACCAAGGAGCCUUUAUGAGAAAUAUUCAGGUAGUUCAUCAUUUUUCAAGGAAAGACAUCUUUUAUUGUCAAAUUAACAUUUAUUACCAACAUGUGAAACCUAAAAUUAUUUUGUAUUCCAUGUAAUCAAAGGUUACCUCCCAAAGCCAACAUGUUCUUUCUCUUCCAGGAAAUAAUAAUAAAGGAUGAAUAGGUUUUGUUUAGACUUUCAAAACCAGAGGUUUCAUUUCAGUCCAUCCUGCCACUAGGCCCCCAGUGAAAGAUCUCACGUAAUCAUUUCUCUUUCACCUCCCAAAUUUAAUAUAGUCAAUAAAGUUCUUCAUAAUUCACCAUUUUAUCACAAAUACGAUAUUAUUGAAACCUCUUACUAGCACAUCAGUGUAGAACAUGAGUCUAAUUGUUUCAGCCAGUUUUCAGUGCACAUUUCACAGCUGUUCAUUUGAGGGUUGUUUUUAAAAGAAAAGAAAAUGUUUAGUCACUGAAAUAGUCUUAAUUUCCUUUAAACCACUAUGUGGUUUUCUUGUCUAUGUUAUACUCAUUGUUUCAGUUUUGCCGUAUAGUUUUAUAUAACUUUUGGCUAACACCACUAAAAUAACUGUGGCUUCACAAUACUGGUGUGACAUGUGUCAAGAAGAAAGUGUUUUAAUUAUAAUAUAUGCCACACACUGAGGAUCUUGUAGUAGGAUAAACAUAAAAAUCAGAAUCUCUAGGUUGUAUGUUGCUGUCACUCAGUUAGCUCAGUCACACCACUUUCUAGUUCAUUCUGGUGAAUCAUCAGAUAUUCUAAAAAUGUACCUGAAAACCUUCCUUAGUAUACUCUGUGGACCCUAUUCUGUGGCUGUGUCCUUUUGAAGUGAGAUUAAUUGAUACUUUCUGAAACGAGGUAGAUAGCCUCAACCCGCUAUUUACAUAUAUGAACUCCCCCAUCACACCAUUGGUAUUUUAGAUGUUUCUUAUCAACAGAACUGAUUGUCCAUAAACACUAUUUUGAGUCAUGUAAAGACUGACUUUUGUAUUUAGGAAGUCAGAGCCCUCACACAGAACAGAGAAUAAUGCAAAAUACAAAGAACAACAAAGGGACAGAUAAUUGAAAAAGAUAUGGUUUCUUUAUGUAUUAAUAUGUUAAUUAAAACAGAUUUUAUAUGAAAAUGAGUUUAUAUUACAGUUCCAUUAUACUAUUAAGUUAGCAUGAAAGUUUACCAUUAAAAUAAAGUUUACCUCUUUUAUUACUAACUCUGAUUUGUUUACACAUGCCAGAAACUUUUAUUAAAUAUUUUAGUUUUAUUUAUUUUUUCUGUUUUGAUUAGUUUCAUAUAAAGUCUGAAUACUAUAUUUUUUGAUAAGAUCCAGAGCUACAUAUUAAUUUCUGCCAAAGAAAAUAUUCAGAUUUAAGAGUCAAGAUUUCAUGUACCAAGAUUAACUACUUGAAGGAGAUACUGGUACAGUUGUAGAGUCCCAUAAAACUCUCCUUUAAAAAAUAAUGCUGUAAUACAGAAAGUGUAUAAACUAUAUAUCUUAGUCAUAAUUCAAUUUAAGGAAAUAUUUAUUACCCCUUGAAGGCCAUCUUACUGCCUCAUACUGAUUCAAAGAUUAAAUUCUGAAUUGUUAAGUAUAGACAAAACUCACGUAGCUGCCUACUAAGGACUGAGAGUCUUAGGUGGUAGAAAAAUCCUACUGUACUGAAUUCCUAUUCACUUUAAACUGGGGACAAGUCAUGAGCACAGGCCUCAGCACAUCUGUUAAUAAGGCGCUAAGGCAAGCAUCUACAAAGGAAAGAGGAGAGCAGCGCUUAUUCUAAGGCCGGAUGGUGCAGCCCCUACAGAGAGUGUAGGAUAAUUAAAGCGGAAUGAAGACUUGGACAGUGUCACUAGGAGGCCCGAGGAGAACAGUGCCAUCAGGAGAGAUCCUUUCCUACAGAAAACUUAAAAGAUAUUGGAGUCAAAAGAAGCAAAGGAGGUCACCUGCCAGGGUGGGGGCCUUCGUGUGAGCAAACCAAACACCUCUGCCUUGCGUUCAGAGCAGUCGUACAUCCCCAGCUCCGAGGGGAGGCUGUGAUGGACAACAUGUACAUGCUCACCAUCCUCCCAACUAAUGGGUUUGGUCAUAUAUGUUUAGAUGUUUAACAGAGACUCCUCAAAGGCUCUUUAUAUUUGAGUUAGGGAUAGUAUUUCCUAAACGAAAUCACUGAUUAGUCACACCUUAUUAGAAAUCUUGUGGCAAUGGGGCUUGUCUCAACUAAGUGAGAGCACACUGAGAUCAGCUGUUUCACCUUUUGACUGAUAUUAACUAACUGGCUCUUAGAGGUACCCCAGAGGGACCUUCCUCCGAUGAGCUCUGCUUUGGGGAAACAUGGAAUCCCGCAGGGAAGGAAGAAAGUACCAAUGAAAUAGCAAUGCUCCUUGUCUGUAUGCUAGCAACACGUGAAGGAAAGGAAUCAUAGAAUCAUCCUAAAGCCAGUCACAGCGCAGCAUGGCUAAGGUCAGACAUGGAAGGCAGAGAAAGAGACAUCCAAAAAGGACGACUGAAGGACAGGAAGGACAACAGAGAACCAACGCAAAGUAAUUCAAGGGCUCACCUUCCAACACAUAAAUGCGGUAUCAAUGAGAGAAGGCGAAUCCUCAAAAGGGAAGUUUGAGGUGCUUCCUGCUGCAUGUUAUUAAACAUUACGUACCUCUCAAGUCUCUACAGCAUUUCUUAAAGGGCAUUGAGUUGGAUGUUGAUUUGAUUUUCUUUAUGCCCCCUAUAAUCUCAGGAGGAAGCCCCUGUUGAAUGAGAAUUACCCUUGCCUGGUUCUCCUGUAAGGCAGCAGACGCGACAGUGGUUCAGCCCACUUGCUAAGCAGUGAGGAGCGGAGGGUGGCACACAUAAGUGGGGAAGUCAGUUUUGCAGGCAAACUGCUGUGAAAGUUCCUACUUUUGAUUUUAUUAAAGAAAAGAUACCCUCCAGGUGUCUUUGCUUGCAACAUAAAGACAGAUUCAGCCUCCCUCCUUGCCAGCAAACUUGUAAGAGCCCACAAAGAAGAAUGUUUAGGAUUCACUCUAAAAAGAUUCAAAUCUUGAAUUUCUAAAUUAUCUUCCUAAACAUGACCAUUGAAGCCAGAAGAUGUGAGUGUUCCACAAAGUAAUAAAAUGUUCUAAGUGAUGGUAAUGACCCUGGCAGCAGAAUGUUGUAAUGUUUUCCCUCUGCUUGCUUCAUUCAGAAGCUUUUCCUCCACAUCUGCCACGUCAGGUUCAGGGAACCCUGCUGGGUGCCAGUUUUUCUGGGUUAUUUUUUUUUUUCUUUCUGGUUGGUAUUUCUUUUUCUCAUAUUCAGUUUCUUAAUCCUUACUUUUCCAAAACAGAAAAGCCUUUUCUCAUCAGCUUUUAUCAAGAGUUUCUCCUCACGUACUCAGGAGGCCCUUGCCUUGCAGGGAGCCCCCAGCAUCCACUUGCCGGGCCAACGGCACACGCUCUGUGUGAGCGGCCCCAGAGAUGCAGCUCAGAACGCACAAAGGCCUCGGUGUAGUCUUUGUGGUGGAAAUGGGACGACUAGGCGGCAGAUGUGUUUAGAUUUUCCCAGGAUGGAAAGAUCACUGUGAGUAGAUGUGUCCGGGGAAGCAGCCUGUUGACUUGGCCGAGUGAGCUCGUGAGGUGACCUACCUCCAAAGAAAUCUUAAAAUACUGAUAAUGAUUAUUUUAAACCCUUGGACAUUUUCAAUUUUUCCAUUCCACUCUUCUCUGCCAAUAUUUUUUGUUGCUUCCUUUAGACUCCUCUUGUCAAUAAAUGUCUAAAAGUAUUUCAGUUGUACAAUGUCAGAGUUUUUCCAUAGCUUCAGAAAAUAGGGUAGCAAAUACAAAGACUCAAGUUUAAAGUGAGGUAGUCUACCUAGAGACACAGACCCCACAGCACCAUUGUGCUAAAAUGCAAGCUCUACUCUAUAGUUUCCCCCAGAGCGGUGCCCUUCCUACAAAGUCAAACAUCACUCUUUCUCCUAUCUGCUAAGAAUGUCUUUAGUAUCAGAAUAAGCACCUUCUAGAUGCUAUCCGAAGCAGAUUCUAAACUGACAUACUAAGAAGCCAGAUUUCAACCAUUAAAGCGACAGCAGUAACACUACUUCAUCUCUUUCUACUCAGUUAAAAUACCCAUGCAAAAACUAGAUCCAUCCAGGAAGUUCACCUCAUCAGGAGCUAGUACUGUAUUUUGAAAGCAUAGGUCAGAUGUCAGUGGGAAAUAUCAGUAUUUUGAGCAACACAGGAUAAGUAUAAGAUGGCCCUUAAAAAAGAAAUCCCGGUUCCCACGUUGGAAAAAAAUCUGAGGAUGAAAAAUGAAGUUGUAUAUGAGUCCAAACUUAUUAAUAUUUUCUUCCUGUAGCUCUUGUCAAAUUGUACAACCUUGGGGGUCUUCUUUCCAGUGUGCCUGAACAAUCUUUAUGAAGCAAAAAACCAAAUUCCCCUCCCGCAACCCCCAAUCGGAGCUUGAAUUUCUAAGUGCCCUAGAUUCAGAGCCUUAGGGGCUGUGAGGAAAUCUGGAAUGUUAUUACUGAGAUCCCAGACAAAAGGCCCAUCCUGGCAGUCUGUGCCAGCUCACUAAUCCAUGCUUUUGUUAAUUUUUAAACAUGGAAGACAGCGGAGUCGGGGGAGGGGGAGAGCAAAACAUCCUGCUAUCUAGAAAUUUUCCUUUUACGAAUAAUUUGACUUGGUAGACAUAUACUUGGGUACCUGCUUUUAAGAAAUGCCAGACUGCUGUAAGCAAAUGCAGAGGGCAUGGUGCCCAGAGCCAUGCUUAAUAUGACUGUGAGUGUUUUCUCCUAACCCAAAGCAUAGCAGGUCUUACAUUUAGACUAUAGGAUGCUGUGGAGACCCGUCCCCUGUCAGUCUAAUUGCUUUGCUUCAGCUGCAAGUGGAAGACCAGUUCCAACAAAAGUGAACUUAUUUGCCAUAUUUCCUCCUCAGAUACUAGGCCUUUCACACUUGGAAUGCACAGAAAAUAUACACAUUUUAACGGAAUUCACUAUUUUUGGCUUUAGUGUCAAAGAGAUUGAUUCUGCAAGGUUCACCUAAUUCCUCAUAACAAGUGUGUUUUAUAAUCCUAUGAUUCUAAAUCCAAUCACAGCGAUAGGUUCUGAGCAUCAAAUCAAAAUCAAAGAAAAAGGGGAACUGGUAGAGAGGGGGUCUUGGUUAUUUCAAAUUCAUGACCAAAGAGGCCAAAAAUGUGAAAUUCCCUUUCACUUGAUGAACAUUUCACUGUACAAAAUGUCUGUUACCCCACACCAUCCUGAGACAUAAUCAGACUCUCAACAUGGACCAGUGGCCAGGAACACACUUUUCGUGGCCCAUUUCUGUUUGUCAUUUUCCUUCAUAAAGCAUUGAGAUGUUUCACUAAAACAGCUUUAUUAGUCAGAUGUGUAUAGGUUUUAUGUUUAAUUUACGUUACAUAUAUUAAAUCAGAUGGCCUACUUAAGCAACAUGAGUAUAGCAGGGGGUGGUGGCAGUGUGAAUUUUUCUGACUUUAUCUUGUGGUUUCUUUGUGUUUCUCUUGGUUUGGUCUGGUGAGUGCCCUGAAAGAUUGGAACUCUCUGAAGUCAUAGCCAUACAACCACAUAGGGUUAGGAAAAGCCAGAUAAAUGCAGGAGAAUAAAAUCAAGUAGUCCAAGUCCCAGGAACAGCCCCGACUUCUUCAGGAACGCACGUAAAUGGAAAGCAAAGAUAAAAUAUACAAAUGGCGCCCAGGCCAUUUGACUGUGGGCGGCCCACUGGUCUAAGGCACUGCCUGCUCCUGGCACAGGCCCACAGCGAGUGGUUGCAGAAAUGUGAUUUUCUGGGUUGCUUCUGCUUCCCGUUGUUAGAAGAUGAGUGUGGGAUGAUGGGGUGGGAAUGGGCCUUGCCCUCAGCCCCACCCGUGGUACAGAUGCUCCAUCUGCAAGCCUCAUUUUGAGCAAAGCACUCCUGUGGUUUACAGUUUCCUUUUGGUGCCAAUGUUGUCAGGUUAAAGCACCUUUAAUCUUCUUUUGUUGUUAUUUUAAAAUAAUAUAUUUGUGAAGUGGAUUAAAGAAACACUGGAAAUAGGGUGCUUCUUAUAAAAAAGCUCAAGUGUAAAACACACAGGCAAGGCCUUUGGUGAGUUUAUCUGGCUUUGUAAACAAGUCUGAAAAUGAAUGAGAGAUAAAUAUCUAAGCAGUUAGUUGUCUUUUACCAUUUUUAACUUGGAUCUGUAUUUAACACUUAUUUAUUUGUUAGUUUUACAUUCAGAGGAAAUACACUUUGAACUUUGGCUAACAUUGUAGGAUGUUUUUAAAUUGUUUUCUACUUUUUUAAAACAUGAUUUUAUCAUUUUUGUAAACUUAGAUCAUUUUCGAAUAGCCCUUUUUCUUUUCCAAUAGACCAGUUACCACUCAUAGG
Messenger RNA from Hippopotamus amphibius kiboko, 12315 nucleotides. RefSeq names its product FER tyrosine kinase (gene FER). Gene Ontology annotation, molecular function: ATP binding; non-membrane spanning protein tyrosine kinase activity. The coding region runs from base 669 to 3137 and encodes 822 amino acids. Gene Ontology annotation, biological process: chemotaxis; regulation of mast cell degranulation; cell adhesion. The record is from RefSeq and is a predicted model, not a curated record. The transcript has 20 exons. NCBI's taxonomy places the organism in Eukaryota, Metazoa, Chordata, Mammalia, Artiodactyla, Hippopotamidae.